GCAUUUUUUCUUUGUUCCACACACGUCGGUCGGCAAUGUGUGAAAGAAAGCCAAGUUCGAAAAAAGUAUUUAACGCUCACGCAUCACGCAUCUGCUGUGCUGCUGCUGUCUGUGUAAAUCUGCCGCCGAGCCGAGCCGAAGUCUCUCGAGUGAACGGAGCGCUAGAAAAGAAUAGAGAAUAGUUUAAUAUUAAAAAAGGACAACAAUGAAAGGCUUGUCUUUGUUGUGGUUAUAUUACAUUGAAAAGAAUCAUCACUGAUCUCCAUUUCCUAGACAGUUUAAAAUCAUGUCAGACUUAGCAAGUGAUGCGUCACCUUCAGGCGCUCACAACCCCCUGGAAAAAUUGCUUAAAUUUCGUUUUGAGAAAAAAUCAAUUUUAAGUGAUAAAUGUGUACCCAAUGGCAAAGAGAAGUCACCUCUUAAACAAGAAAAUGGUAUAGAUUCCAAUUCAGUGCAUUCACCCUCUAAAGAGUCGUCUUCAAUAAACAAUAAAAUUAAAGAACUUUCAUCAUCUAUAUCAAUUGCAUUAAAAACAGAAUUUCCCCACAAUACGCCUUCAUCUUCUCUGGAAAAUGGAGGUAAUGAUAAUGAAAGUCCUCUAGAAAGCCCAAUCAAACCUGGUAAAAGAAAAGCGAAAGUUUUGAGUUCUGAUACAGAGGAUGACAGUCCGAAACCCAAUGGUGUAAGAAGUAGUAAGAAAUCAAAGCCAUUAGAUAUUGAUGAAGAAGGACGUACAAGUCUUGAAAAUGCUUUGAAAGAUCUUCAUGAUGCUUUUCCUGGCAAAGAUAUUUUGAUUCUUCAAGAUGCUCUUUUUAAAGCUGGAUGCAGUGUCAGUAAGGCUAAGACCAUUCUCAGUGAAGCUUUUUCUAAUACUUCAACUUCAGAUGUGACCAUUAAAAAGAAAUUAAAUGGUGUAGGAAAAAUAGGUAAAAAAAAGAAAAAGGAAAUGGAUUCUUGUGAUGAAGACAAUGAAAGUGAUGAAGAUGACGACGGCCGGGGCUAUAAAAAGAGAAAAGUAUAUGACAGUGAUGCAGACUCAGAUGAAGAAGUCUCAGAUGACUUAUCAGGCGACAAGAAGAAAGUCUUUAUGUUCCUCUGUCAGUCUGAUUUGGCAGAAUUGCAAAAAAUGCAAUGCUCAAAGAAGAAAGCUGAGUUAAUCAUAGAAAGUCGUCCAUUUGAUGGUUGGAAACAUUUGGUUGAAAAACUACAAAAGAAAGGUGGGGCUGGAUGUGAAGUUCUCAAUGCUGCUCAGGAAUUACUGCAAACUAGGGAAGUAGCUGCAGAACUUAUAAGAAAGUGUGGAAAGCUUGCUAGUAAAAUGGAAACUGCUGUUGCUGCUGGGCUCUCUGAUGUCCAGUCACAACCAAGUAUCAUGUCAGAAAAUUUAAAACUUUCCGACUACCAACUAGUUGGACUUAACUGGCUACUCGUGUUGAAUACUCAUCAAGUUAAUGGUAUACUGGCUGAUGAGAUGGGUCUUGGUAAAACGGUGCAGAUUAUAGCAUUUCUUUCAUACUUGAAAGAGAAAAAACUUGCAAAUCCUGGUAAACCUCACCUCAUUGUAGUUCCAGCUUCUACACUUGAAAAUUGGCAAAAUGAAUUUACCAGAUGGAGUCCUAGUAUGAACGUAAGUGUGUAUUAUGGAUCCCAAGAAGACCGGAAGUAUCAGAGGAUAGAGUGGUCCCAAAAUGGUUUUGGUGACACAGAAGUGGUUUUAACUACAUAUGGAAUGAUUACAAGUUGCCCAGAGGAGCGAAAAAUGUUUAGGAUUAUCCCAUUACAUUACGCCAUAUUUGAUGAAGCACACAUGCUGAAAAAUAUGUACACUCAAAGAUAUGAACAACUAAUCAAGAUCAAUGCCCCUAAUAGAGUGCUGGUAACAGGCACUCCCUUACAAAAUAAUUUGUUGGAGCUUAUGUCCCUUUUGGUAUUUGUGAUGCCUAAAUUAUUCAAAGGAAAACAAGAAACACUAAAAGCUCUUUUUACAAAGGGAUCAAAACAGCAAAAUAAUAAAAGUGAUUCAGAAAGUUCUUUGCCGGAAUUUGAACGCACUCAAAUAUUUCAAGCAAAGCACAUUAUGAAACCAUUUGUGCUACGUCGUCUAAAAUGUGAUGUCCUCAAGGAUUUACCUCAGAAAACAGAUGAAUUAAUGCAUUGCCCUAUGACUGAGGAUCAAGAGCAAAAAUAUAAUGAACUGAUAGCUAUGUUUUCAAGGCAGGCUGCAAAGGAAUUGAAUGGUGAUGAUCCCAGUGAACCAUCAGAGAGUGGUAUGGCAAUGUACAUGAAACUCAGAAGGCUAGCUAAUCACCCAUUGCUAUUAAGAUACCAUUUUAAGGAUGACACUAUUAAAGAAAUGGCCAAAAGAUUACAGAAAGAUAUUAUUUAUAAAGACACUGUGUAUCAGUAUAUCCUGGACGAUCUCAAUGUUAUGUCUGAUUUUGAAUUGCACAACAUGUGCCUUGAAUAUAAGACAUGCUACAACUUACGUCUCCCACCUAGUGUCAUGGGAGAGUCAGGGAAACUCAAAGAAAUUGAGAAACUGUUGCCCAAACUUCAAGAGGAAGGACACAGAGUUCUUAUCUUUUCUCAGUUUGUAAUUGUCUUGGAUGUAUUGGAGGAAUUUUUUAAGCACAAAGGCUACAAAUUCCUUCGUCUUGAUGGCAGUACACCAGUACCCCAGAGGCAAGAUCUUAUUGACGAAUAUAACCGAGAUACAACUAUACUUAUAUUUAUGUUAUCUACCCGCGCUGGUGGGCUUGGUAUCAAUCUUACCUCAGCUGACACAGUCAUCAUUCAUGAUGUGGAUCCUAAUCCUCAUAAUGAUAAGCAGGCUGAGGACCGCUGCCAUCGCAUAGGACAGACAAAGCCUGUAAAGGUUAUACGCCUAAUAAGUAAGGGAACCAUUGAAGAAAAUAUUAUGACUUUGGCCCAAGAAAAACUGUUGCUUGAAAAGGAAGUCUCUACUAAUGAAGAAAAUGACCAAUCUGAGAAGAAGAGUGUGGCAAAACUUCUUAAACAAGCCCUGGGGAUGGACAAAAAAAAUUCUGGGAACUCAAAAUCACCAAUCAAGUCUAGUGCAUUGUAACUGCAACUCAUCGUACGUAAUCAAUUCUGCUCAGUUUUCUGUGAUCAUUUAUACCUGUGUCCUAUUUAGUAUUUGUGUUUUUGAUCUUACCUAAUCAGCGUACAAAAUGUUGAUCUUUCUACUUGUAUUUUUUUAUUGCUAUUAUUUUCUAUCUAUUGUGUACCUUUCUACUAGUUUAUUACAUGCAUGCCUGAAGUACUUUUCAGUCAUUUCUCCUCCACUGAUUGUAUGUUAUUACUUCGUAUAUUGAGAUGCUUUGUCAAAGUCUACAGAACCUUUCACCCUUUAACCUGCUGGCUAGGUGUGUUCCUUGUGAUGGUGUUCUCCAUGAGUUUGAAAUGAGAAGUGUAUUAUUAAUGUUUGUCUAUCACUUGUAAUGUGGUUUUUCCACAGUAUCCAUUUAGUUUCUGGAUUUUCUUCUGUUGAUGAAAGUCUCAGUAUUAUCAAGCACUCUAAAUGUUCAACUAGAAAGUAAAUGACCGUGGAAAAUCUUUUCUUCUUUUUUAUGUUUGUUUGUUUUGUUUGAUUAUUAUCAUCUUGGAGGAGAUAAUGCAACCUAGUUUACUGUAUUACUUUUAUGAAGUAGAGGGGGAAAUCAUGUGUUAGUUUGUAUCCAGAAAUUAUUCUGGAGGACAGCAGAAUAACAAUUCUUAAAAAGUUUCUGCAUCUACACAUUCCUAAAGAUGACUGUACUUGGGACUGGUAACAUUUAUUAACUCUUUUUUGUACGAUAAAGAUGCAACAGUACUUAUUUUCUUGUCUUAUUGCUGUUUGGAACCUUGCAUUCUUAGUAAAGAUAUGUAUACCAUGUAUGAAACAUUAACAGAUUAUCUACUUCUCAA
This is a messenger RNA of Frankliniella occidentalis (western flower thrips), 3927 nucleotides long. It is a transcript of the gene Etl1, whose product is annotated as SWI/SNF-related matrix-associated actin-dependent regulator of chromatin subfamily A containing DEAD/H box 1 homolog. The record is from RefSeq and is a predicted model, not a curated record. Gene Ontology annotation, cellular component: nucleus. NCBI's taxonomy places the organism in Eukaryota, Metazoa, Arthropoda, Insecta, Thysanoptera, Thripidae. The transcript has 19 exons. Bases 287 to 3085 code for a protein of 932 amino acids. Gene Ontology annotation, molecular function: DNA binding; chromatin binding; ATP binding.